Ostrinia nubilalis (European corn borer) is the source of this 480-nucleotide messenger RNA. Its product is annotated as cytochrome c oxidase assembly factor 5. The coding region runs from base 126 to 374 and encodes 82 amino acids. The transcript is spliced from 3 exons. Gene Ontology annotation, biological process: mitochondrial respiratory chain complex IV assembly. The record is from RefSeq and is a predicted model, not a curated record. Lineage: Eukaryota; Metazoa; Arthropoda; Insecta; Lepidoptera; Crambidae. Gene Ontology annotation, cellular component: mitochondrion.
AGUGCCUGAGUGUCAGUCAGCUGUUUUUGACGUAAAACUGAAUUGUUCGCCCUACACAAUUUGUCAACAAAUAAAUUAGGUUUUCUUGCAUUUUAGACCAUUGUAAACUUGGUAAUUGAAUAAAUAUGGUCACAACAUACGCUCCAGAUGAAAUUGGCCUAGUGGACAAGUCGCCCUGUGCUGACAUUCGAGCAGAUCUCAAGAUGUGUUUACUAGCCAGCGACUGCUGUAAAAAGAAUAAAAUGACUCCACGAGAGUGCUUACGAGACGGCGUAGUACCUGAUGAAUGUGCUCAGUUGCGGAGAACUUUCUUCGAAUGUAAACGAUCCUUACUUGACAACCGGAGAAGAUUUAGAGGUCACAAGGGCUACUAAAUUGGUAAUGGUAUGUAGGCAAAACAAAAUAGAAUAGAUUUAUGUUGUGAUUUUGAUAAACCUUGUAAAUAUUGUUCAGUUCAAAUAAAAAAUAAUAAUUAACAUA